CUCACUCUCAGCUGUCGCUGUCAACGCUGCUAUGGCCAUGCCUGAUCCCGUGAUCGCUCGUUUCGCAAUUUAGAGAGGUCAUGUUUAUGAAGACUGCUUUAUGCUUUUUAAAUACCCCUAUUCGUCGCACAAAACCGCGUGCGUUGCUCUAUCUCCGACUAUCGACUCUGCAGUGAGUGGCGCGUUCCAAGAGGCCAUCAUAUAACCAGGUUAUUCCCGAUUUCUUUUCCGUCGAUAAUCUCGUUUUUGAAUAUGGCGCCGCUUUCGACAUCGAGAAGGCGUCCUGGUAGACCGUUUGGGAGCCGAUCUAAGUCGACUCUGAAAGCACGCUCUGACCCCGAUGCUGGAGAUGGUCCUCCGCCGAAGAGGAGGAAAUACGUUCCUGGAGGUCCUGGAGGCGGGGGAAGGUUUAUUGAAAUUGAUGACGAUGAGUCUCCGGCGAUGUCUGCUAGUCCAAGCCGGCGUAGCAACUCCGGCACUCGAACUCGUCUGGCUCGUGACGAUGAAUCCCACCCACCCGUUCGACAGCAAGCGACACUUCCUUCUUCUUCUCCGCCGCAGCAGUUGCAACAACCUCCUCCAGCGCACCCUGCUUCCUCUAUUCCCGCGACCCCUCCUUCGACUCGUCCCAGGAGAGAGAAGAGCCAUAGUCGAGGCCGCUUCACCUCUGCAACAGCUGCUGCCCUCGCAUUACAACAGGGGGACGGCUACAAACCUCGAGAAGAGAGGGGCUGGGAAGAGUUUCACCCAGACUUGGAUAUUGAGGCCAAGAUCGCUGUCUUCAGUGCCGAAGAGGUGGACGGGAUAGCUCCAUCGGCCGGGAUCCCCAAUGUUCAGUUACCGAAUGGCAAUGACAGCAAUGGCGAUGCGAAUUUCACGACCCAACUACCCCCAGUUACCAAUGACAAUUUAUCUCCAACUCCAAAACGCCGACCAGGGCGUCCUCCUCGCCGCCCUGAUUCAAUGCUCAACGGUAUCCUUCCUCCCAACCAGCCCAAGGUUGUUCCACCUCCGGGUCCGAACCCUCGUGAGAGACUGACGCUCCCUAAACCAUCCUUCCAUUUACGGGAUCCCUUUGUUCGCUAUGAGGAGAAGGGGGUCGGCCAGCAGAAUUAUGUUGAUCGUACUAUGGCCAGCGUGGGAUACCAAGAAAGCGACGUUUUCAUCCGUCAUGAGCGCAGGUUGGUUCGGAUGGCGGAAAGCGCGCAGGAAGACGACAUGGACUUGACAGUCCCCGCGGUUACCGAGGGGGACGUGAAUACUGCGAUUGGGAGGGUAGAGUAUGACAUGGAUGAACAGGAUGAAAAAUGGCUAGCGGACUACAAUGCAAAAAGGAGGGAAGAUCAACUGGAGCCCAUAAAGCCCGCGGUCUUCGAAGUCACCAUGACCAAAAUUGAAAAGGAAUGGCAUGCGCUUGAGAAACGAAUACCAAAACCAAAUCCCAAGCCGCCGCAAACACAACGCCCCCGUUCCAGUUCCGCAGCUGCUGUGAAUGGAGAACCAGUGGGAUCUGGGGAAGAGCAAGAUAGCAAGUGUGCAGUAUGUGACGAUGGUGACUGUGAGAACUCCAAUGCCAUUGUCUUCUGUGAUGGGUGCGAUUUGGCGGUUCAUCAAGAAUGCUACGGCGUACCCUUCAUUCCAGAGGGGCAAUGGCUGUGCCGUAAGUGCCAACUCAUCGGAAGAGGGACGACAAACUGUAUUUUCUGUCCAAACACUGAAGGCGCUUUCAAACAGACGACCACCUCGAAAUGGUCGCAUCUACUCUGUGCUAUAUGGAUUCCUGAGGUUUCAAUCGGCAACCCAUCACUGAUGGAGCCGAUAACCGACAUCGAAAAAGUGCCAAGGAGUCGUUGGAAGCUUCAAUGCUAUAUCUGCCGCCAGAGGAUGGGCGCAUCUAUUCAAUGUAGUAACAAGAACUGUUUCGUUGCAUUUCACGUCAGUUGUGCCAGGAGGGCUCAACUCUAUCUCAAAAUGAAGUCUGGUCACGGAAGCCCUACACUCAUGGAUUCCAGUCUUCUCAAGGCCUUCUGUGACAAGCAUGUUCCUCCGGAUUGGCGAAGAGAGCACGGUACCGAUGCAGCAACGGCUGAUGCAAUUGAAUAUUACAGGAAUACAAUGCAAGGAAGGCAGUGGGGUGACAGCCAAGCGGCGGCGCUCUCGUUGGAUCAGCCGCAUUCUUUGGACGGUGCGCUUGACCAGGAUGGACAAAGAACCAUAACUCCUCGAAUAACCCUGACCGUUGGUGGUAAUAAGCGGAAGCGAAUCGCCCCAAGGACUAUUUGGAAGUUACCGUCUGGAGCUCCGGUUAUUCCGCAGGUCGUCCUAAAUUCUGUUGCAGCCUCUCUCCAGCGCUUCUGUGUUCGCCAGCGGAAGCAAUACGCUGAAGAUGCUUGUAAGUAUUGGACGCUCAAACGUGAGGCAAGGAGAGGUGCGGCGCUUUUGAAGAGACUACAGCUCCAGCUAGAGACUUUCUCGUCCAUGGAGAUGACUAGAAGAGAUUACACAGCAAUGGGCGUUGUUGGUGCUAAACGACUGCAGCAUCGCAUUGAGUUUGGAGAUAGACUCUACGUUGAUCUCGACCGUCUGAGAAUGUUGUGCGACGAGGUCAAGAAGCGUGAAAGGGAGAAAUUAAAAGAUGCCGAGACGCUUCGAAGCAUCGUCGACCUUGUCUACUUUCCUAUCCCUCCGCUGCUCUGGCCGAUCUUUGAGAAGGCCCAGGCACUCGAUGGAAAGGGUGUCUUCAGACAGGGGCUGAUGUCCAUGCGCAAGAAACUAGAAGAGCGGGAGUACACAUCUGUGUCUACGUUCUCAGCCGACAUGGCCCAUGUGUUUACUUCUGAAAUCGGCGUCCAGCCCGCUGGGGACACCGCUGAACUUCAGAUGCAGAUCAGUGGUCGCGCCCCAGAACUCAGUCUAGAGCAGCGCGAGAAAAGAAAGUUGGCGAAGAGGAUUAUCAAAGCAGUCCAACCGACAUUGGAGGAUGCUCUCAGGAAGGAAAGCGACCUAAGUCGCAAGCCAUUCGAGAACGAGCUGAAAGAGCUGGAUUCUAUUUUCGAACAUGGAAUCUUGUCCCGACGAGUUUCGAUCCAAGACUCUGCCCCAGGUGCCGCUAUCGACCUCACUGGCGUGGUUCCGGCCGCCGCACAAAGCGAAGUGAAACAUGCUCAAGCCACUAUAGCUGAAUCAGAACUCAACAAAGAAAACCAUGUUUCUGUUCCGGUUGGGAAGACAUCUCGCGUGCAUCAGGCAGAUGCGACAGGGGCCCCUGAGCCUUCUGUGAGUACCGAAUAUCAUCCUACCAAUGAGUCGGCCGCAGUGUCCGGUGUAGAGAUUGAAGCUGUGAAUCCUCAACCUACCGCUACUGUGCCGUCAAGCAAAGCCCAGGUUCCUGAAAACAGAGAAACAAAGAAGGACCAUGGUAGCAUAAGUCUGGGACGUCCGCCGACCGGUCGUUUGAGCUCCAAAAGUAGCCAACAACCCCCCUUGGCCCAAGGGGGCAUCCAGUGGUACAUGCAACCAUUCGAUCCCGUAGGGACUACUAUCCACGAGGAGAGAUGGACGGGGCGGGAUGUCAUGCGCGGAAUGAGCGAAGAGCUCAGUGAGAUUGACGAUGAGGAGCUGCAGGGAUUAGUGGAUGAAGACUUGGAAGGGAAAGCAACGGCUGUAUCGAAUGGAACGCCGCUCAUGGCACCUGAGGCCCCGGCUGUUGAAGAGCCUGUCAAAAUCCACAGAACUCGGAGACGCUGGCGGGGAUUCAAGUGAUUUUUGAUUGUGGUGAUAUAAUACUAAUACCCAUUUGGUCCUCUUAUUUAUUCUUGGGUUUGAACGGAUCGAUGGCUUCUUUUUUCUCCCCAUUGUCUGUGUACUUACCGAGGUUUCAUUCGAGCGUUCUCAACCAUCUUUUCCUGUAUUGAACAAUAUGCAUGAUCCAGGCAGAUAACAUGUAGUUAUAUAGAACAGCAUAAUAAUGCCAUCCAUACCUACAGCGUAAACGA
Monascus purpureus is the source of this 3995-nucleotide messenger RNA. The record is from the annotation of a GenBank genome assembly. Lineage: Eukaryota; Fungi; Ascomycota; Eurotiomycetes; Eurotiales; Aspergillaceae.